This is a messenger RNA of Xiphophorus maculatus (southern platyfish), 4522 nucleotides long. RefSeq names its product multidrug resistance-associated protein 4-like (gene abcc4). Gene Ontology annotation, biological process: monoatomic ion transport; transmembrane transport. Lineage: Eukaryota; Metazoa; Chordata; Actinopteri; Cyprinodontiformes; Poeciliidae. Gene Ontology annotation, molecular function: ATP hydrolysis activity; chloride channel activity; ATP binding. The coding region runs from base 72 to 4112 and encodes 1346 amino acids. The record is from RefSeq and is a predicted model, not a curated record. Gene Ontology annotation, cellular component: plasma membrane. The transcript is spliced from 31 exons.
UCACCUUAGACCGGACGUGAUGGGUUACGUAAACCCACGUUCGGGGGUAGCCUUACCCUCAUGUAACAUGCAUGUCCUACAAAGUUACGACCCAUAACCGGGAACUGCAGUUUUUAAAAAGACGGGAGACGCAGUGUACCUCCCGGUUAGUCAUGGAAAAAGUCCGGAAAGAUGGCAAGAAGAACCCGGCGGCGACGGCGAACAUUCUGUCCAAGAUAUUUUUCUGGUGGCUGAACCCUCUGUUCAGCAUUGGCUACAAGCGCAGGUUGGAGGAGGAAGACAUGUAUGAAGUGCUCCAUGAGGACAGGUCAGAGGUGCUGGGACAGGAGCUGCAGAGAUACUGGGACCAGGAGGUGCAGAAAGCUGCCAAGGAGAUGAGGACACCUGGGCUGACCAAAGUCAUCAUACAGUGCUACUGGAAGUCCUAUGGAGUUCUGGGAAUCUUUACACUUCUAGAGGAGGCCAUCAGAGUGAUCCAGCCAGUUUUUUUGGGGGAAGUGAUUCAGUACUUUGAGAAUUAUAAUCCAGAUGACAGAGAGGCUUUGAAUAAGGUUCUGGGCUACGCAGCUGGCCUGUCCGCCUGCACCUUUGUCCUGGCAGUGACCCAUCACCUCUACUUCUUCUACGUACUGAGAGUGGGCAUGAAGAUCAGAGUGGCCAUGUGUCACAUGAUCUACAAGAAGGCUCUGUGCCUGAGCAGUUCAGCCAUGGGAAAAACCACCACAGGCCAGAUAGUCAACCUUUUAUCCAAUGACGUCAACAAGUUUGACGAGGUGACUAUUUUCCUGCACUUCCUGUGGGUGGGGCCACUUCAGGCAGCUGCAGUCGUGGGGCUCCUGUGGGAUGAAAUUGGCGCCUCCUGCUUGGGGGGAAUUGGGGUCCUCCUGUUCCUGAUGCCCACCCAAACCAUGUUUGGAAGACUCUUCUCUAAGUUCAGGAGUAAAACCGCCGUGCUAACAGACAGCCGAAUCCGAACAAUGAAUGAGGUUGUGUCUGGAAUGAGGAUCAUCAAGAUGUACGCCUGGGAAAAACCUUUCUCUGCUCUGGUCUCUGAGGUCAGAAGGCAGGAGAUCUCCAAGAUCAUGAAGAGCUCCUACCUGCGAGGUCUCAACAUGGCGUCGUUUUUCUGCGCCAGCAAAAUCAUCGUGUUCAUCACGUUCACCAUCUACGUGCUGCUGGGGAACCCCAUCUCCGCCAGCCGUGUGUUUGUGACGGUGUCGCUGUACACGGCCGUGCGGCUCACCGUCACGCUCUUCUUCCCCAGCGCCAUUGAAAAGCUGUUUGAGAGCCGGGUCAGCAUUCGGAGGAUUCAGGAGUUCUUGCUGCUGGACGAGAUCACAAAAACCAGCAAUGCUCUUUCAAAGGAGGACAGGAAGGAUGUUGGUGUGGAGCUCAAUGAUCUUACCUGCUACUGGGACAAGAACUUAGAUGCUCCGACCUUGCACAGCAUCUCCCUCUGUCUGGAUUCAAAUCAGUUGUUGGCUGUGAUUGGACCAGUAGGAGCUGGAAAGUCGUCCCUGUUGAGCUCCAUCCUGGGAGAGCUUCCUGCUGAAAAAGGGGUGCUGAGGGUCAAAGGUCAGCUGACCUACGCCUCUCAGCAGCCCUGGGUGUUUCCUGGAACCAUUCGCAGCAAUAUCUUGUUCGGGAAAGACCUGGAACCUCGGAAGUAUGAAAGAGUCAUCAAAGCCUGCGCUCUGAAAAGGGACAUGGAGCUGCUGCCAGACGGGGAUCAGACUCUGAUCGGGGACAGAGGGGCCACCCUCAGUGGGGGACAGAAAGCCAGAGUCAACCUGGCCAGGGCUGUGUAUCAGGACGCAGACAUCUACCUGCUGGAUGAUCCUCUCAGUGCCGUGGAUGCAGAGGUCGGCAGACACCUCUUUGAAGAGUGCAUCUGUGGGCUGCUGAAGAACAAGCCUUGCAUCCUGGUCACCCACCAGCUGCAGUACCUGAAGGCUGCAGACCAGAUCCUAGUACUUAAGGAGGGCCACAUGGUGGCAAAGGGAACGUACACAGAGCUGCAGCGCUCCGGACUGGACUUCACCUCUUUGCUGGCAAAAGAAGAGGAAGAAGAGCAGCCGCAGUCUCCACAGGACAUUUCUCCCAGGAGCAGGACUAUGUCUGAGAUGUCAACUCUCUCCCAGCACUCCUCUAUUAACUCAAUCAAAGAUGGAGAUCACUUGCCGACAGAGGCGGUCCAGGCGGUGCCGGAGGAGAGUCGAGCUCAGGGAACCAUCGGAAUGAAAAUGUACCUGAAAUACCUGAGAGCUGGAGCUAACAUCGCCGUCCUGCUGUUUGCCGUGCUGGUUAACCUCCUGGCUCAGGUAUCGUAUGUGAUGCAAGACUGGUGGCUGGCGUACUGGGCAGGAGAGCAAGACAAGCUAAGCAGCACUAAUAGCAGCAUGGCUGCAAAUGGAACCAACACAACGUUGGGUUUAGGUUUCUACCUGGGUGUUUAUGGAGGUCUCACUGCAGCCACCAUCCUGUUUGGCUUCAUGAGGAACAUCCUCCUGUUCUCUGUGCUGGUGAAAGCUGCUCAGAGUCUCCACAACAGCAUGUUUAAUGCCAUCCUGAGAGCGCCGGUACGCUUCUUCGACAUCAACCCCAUCGGAAGAGUGUUGAACAGGUUUUCUAAAGACAUCGGCCAGGUGGACUCCAUGCUGCCCUGGACGUUUGCCGACUUCAUUCAGGUGUUCCUGCAGAUUCUCGGUGUGAUCGCCGUGGCAGCGUCCGUCAUCCCAUGGAUCCUCAUCCCGGUUGUGCCUCUCCUCGGAUUGUUCCUCUUCUUGCGCCGCUACUUCCUGCAAACCUCCAGAGACGUCAAGCGCCUUGAAUCCACCACUCGCAGUCCCGUCUUCUCGCACCUGUCGUCGUCCCUUCAGGGCCUCUGGACGAUCCGGGCCUUUGGAGCGGAGGACCGCUUCCAGAACACCUUCGACGCUCAUCAGAACCUCCACUCAGAGGCCUUCUUCCUCUUCCUAACAACGUCUCGCUGGUUUGCCGUUCGUCUCGAUGGGAUGUGCGCCAUCUUCGUCACCAUCACUACGUUUGGCUGCUUGUUGCUAAGAGACCAGCUGGAUGCUGGUUCUGUUGGGUUGGCUCUGUCCUACGCAGUGACUCUGAUGGGAAUGUUCCAGUGGGGCGUCAGGCAGAGCGCUGAGGUGGAGAACAUGAUGACCUCAGUGGAGAGAGUGAUGGAGUACACCGAACUAGAGAGCGAAGCACCCUGGGAAACAAAGAAGCGCCCUCCUCCUGGUUGGCCAAGCAAAGGCCUGGUGACCUUUGACAGUGUCAGCUUCUCUUACAGCGACGACGGCCCCAGGGUCCUGCACGGCCUCCAGGCCAUGUUUCGGCCCCAAGAGAAGGUCGGGAUCAUCGGGAGAACCGGAGCCGGGAAAAGCUCUCUGGUCUCGGCUCUGUUCCGCCUGGCAGAACCUCAGGGAAAAAUCUACAUCGACGGGGUGGUGACCUCUGACCUGGGCCUCCAUGACCUGCGCCAGAAAAUGUCCAUCAUUCCUCAGGACCCGGUGCUGUUCACAGGCUCCAUGAGGAAGAACCUGGACCCUUUUAACCAACACUCAGAUGAAGAACUGUGGAACGCCCUGCGGGAGGUGCAGCUGAAGUCUGUGGUGGAAGAGCUGCCUGGAAAACUGGAGACAGUUCUGGCCGAGUCCGGCUCCAACUUCAGUGUGGGUCAGAGGCAGCUGGUGUGUCUGGCCAGAGCCAUCCUGAGGAGGAACCGCAUCCUCAUCAUCGACGAGGCUACGGCCAACGUGGACCCCAGGACAGACGAACUGAUCCAGAGAACCAUCCGGGACAAGUUCAGGGAAUGUACCGUGCUCACCAUCGCUCAUCGCCUCAACACCAUCAUAGACAGCGACCGCAUACUGGUUCUGGACGCAGGGCAGAUCCAUGCAUACGACGAGCCACACGUCCUGCUGCAGGACACUGAAGGCAUCUUCUACAAGAUGGUGCAGCAGACUGGGAAACAGGAGGCAGCGGCGCUACUGGAAGCAGCCAAAAUGGCUUACGACAGCAGAAGCCGUCCCAGCAUGGUGAACGGACACGCAGAAACAGCCGACGUCAACUUGGUCAUUUUUGAAACGGCUCUGUGAGCCAUGAGACGUAAAGCUGCUUCAGUACCAGUAGAGUCCAUAGAGGUCGCGGGCUGAGGAGGUCCGUUCUCCGGAGACAGCACUGACCCACUGCAGGGAGGAGGCCGGCGUCCGCUGCCAGGCAACCGUGUGCACACAAUGCUGCUGGUUUGAGUAGAAACUGUUCAGAUAGAACACUAGAUGUUUUCUAUUUAUGUUCUAAGCAGCUUCCAUAUAGCGGUGCCUUAAAGAAGUGGUCUUAUGAUUGUUUCAAAGUGCCUUAUUCGUGUUUCACAGCAGUUUUUAUUUUAGUUGUUAAAGUGUUUUAUCCAAAGAUGCUGUAAGAACUGUUGGCAUUGUUGCACAGAUGAGCAUCCAAAGCUGAACUUUGUAUAUGUUGAAGAUUUCAGUAAAAAUAAUUUUUUACUUUG